Neogale vison (American mink) is the source of this 1894-nucleotide messenger RNA. RefSeq names its product G protein-coupled receptor 160 (gene GPR160). The record is from RefSeq and is a predicted model, not a curated record. Lineage: Eukaryota; Metazoa; Chordata; Mammalia; Carnivora; Mustelidae. The transcript is spliced from 5 exons. Bases 583 to 1599 code for a protein of 338 amino acids. Gene Ontology annotation, cellular component: plasma membrane; signaling receptor complex.
UCCCGCCCCUCUCCCGGCGGUCACCUGGGGCCGGGCGCAGCAGGUGUCUGGUCCCGCGCCCAGCGCCGGGGACGCGGAGCGCGAUCCGGAGCCCCGCCGCGCCGGGUGGCCCCAGGAGGUGGCGGCAGGGCCGAUCCCCUGAAUUCCAGAGGCGACCGCAAGGACACAGCCCGCGGAGGAAGGUCCUGCAGGCCGAAGACGUGCAAAUGACUCUGUUGUGAGUCAAGCCAUAAUGUCACUUACUGAAGAAUAAGAGCUUUGAAUUCAGACCUGAGCUUGAACUUCAGCUCCAACAUUUAUCAGUCAUCUGCCCUCAGGAAAUGUGCUUAUUUACCCCUGCAUCUGUUUCCUCAUGGGGAAAAAUAUUUACCUUUUGGGGAUUUUUGUAAAGGUGAUUAGAUAAAAGAGCUUAGUCACAUGGCAUCUGGAAUGCCACGUACCAAAAUCAAGAUCCCUAAAGGAAGUAAAACUGAGAUUAUCAGCCAAGAAGGACCUACUGGAGAAAGCACAGGAUGGAAGCUAAAAUGAAGCAGUGUUUUAUCGUAUGUACUUCAGCAGAUCUUCUGCAGUUCAGCUAAAACCAUGACUGCUCUUUCUUCAGAGAACUGCUCUUUUCAAUACCAGUUACAUCAAGCAAAUCAGCCUCUAGAUGGUAACUGUCUGCUGUUCUUGAUUAUACUUGGGAAAAUAUUACUGAAUAUCCUCACACUAGGAAUGAGAAGAAAAAUCAGCUAUCAAAAUUUUAUGGAAUAUUUUUGCAUUUCACUAGCAUUCAUCGAUCUUUUACUUUUAGUAAAUAUUUCCAUUAUAUUCUAUUUCAGGGAUUUUGUAGUUUUAGGCAUUAGGUUUACUAAAUACCACAUUUGCCUAUUUACUCAAAUUAUUUCUUUCACUUACGGCUUUCUGCAUUAUCCAGUUUUCCUGAUAGCUUGUGUAGAUUAUUACCUGAAUUUCUCUAAAACCACAAAGCUUGCAUUUAAGUGUCAAAAACUAUUUUAUUUCUUUAUAGUAAUUUUAAUUUGGAUUUCAGUCCUUGCUUAUGUUUUGGGAGAUCCAGCUAUCUACCAAAGCCUGAAGGCACAGAAUGUUUAUUCUUACCAGUGUCCUUUCUACAUUAGCAUUCAGAGUUACUGGCUGUCAUUUUCCAUGGUGGUGAUUUUGUUUAUGGCUUUUCUAACCUCUUGGUCAGAAGUUAUUGCCUUGGUACAGGCUGUUAGGAUGACUUCCUAUAUGAAUGAGACUAUCCUGUAUUUCCCCUUUCCAUCCCAUUGUGGUUAUACUCUGAGCUCUAAAAAAACGCUCUUGCCCAAGUUCAUUAUCUGUUUUCUCGGUACCUGGUUACCAUUUGUACUACUUCAAGUAAUUAUUCUUUUACUUAAAGUACAGAUUCCAGCAUAUAUUGAGAUGAACAUUCCGUGGUUGUACUUCAUCAAUAGUUUUUUGAUUGCUACAAUUUAUUGGUUUAAUUGUCACAAGCUUAAUAUAAGAGACAUUGCAUUACCUGUGGAUCCAUUCAUCAACUGGAAAUGCUGCUUCAUUCCACUUACAAUUCAUAAUCUCGAGCAAAUUGAAAAGCCUAUAUCAAUAAUAAUUUGUUAAUGUUGCCAUGUUAAAACUAAUUAAAACUGACAACUACAGUAAGAAUAAUAAUUUUACAAACGGGAAAGGACAAAAACUGAACUGAACUGAAGCUCCACUCCCCAGGCCCACCUUACAUACCUUUUCAGAAUGUGUCUUUGGGGCUAUGGCAGCAAAACCAAAUAAUUCCAAGAGAAUUUUGCAUGUUACCCAAAAAACUACUGGAUGCAAACAUGUUAUAUAAAUCUGAGAUUCUCUGCCAAUACUAUACAAGUGUAAAUAAACAUUGUUAUUGAAUUCAAAGCAAGGAAAUCAA